GUGGUUGUCACUUCGUGCAUCUUCACAGCGCUCAAGUUCGCCUUCCUCUUCUUCUGCAUCAUUGAACUGACAGUGUGUGUGAAAUGGGACGAACUGAUGAACAGCACUGCCGUCAUCAACGACUGGAACGAUGUGGUCUCGCCGCCGGGUGUCUGUUGGGCCAACUUGCCACCCCUAGCAGCCAUCUGUCUCACCGCUGCCGUUGUUGUCUUCGCCGUCCACCUCGUCCGCUCCAGCCUCUUCCUCUCCCAGGUCUGGGGGGUGCGCCGAUUCUGUACCAUGGUCCUCGACAUGCCUACCAGUGAUGCUGAACUGGCUGAUAUCACCUGGUCCGAGGUGCUGCAUCGUCUGUUGUCCUGCCAAGACCAGAUGAAGCUCUGUCCUUCCAAACCCCUGCUCGACGAGUUGGACAUCUACAACAGGAUUCUGCGCAGAACAAACUACCUCAUUGGUAUGAUCAACCGGGAGGCGAUUCCCUACCGUUUUCGGGUCCCCAAAUGUAUCUUU
Molecule: messenger RNA, 507 nt
Organism: Dibothriocephalus latus
Lineage: Eukaryota; Metazoa; Platyhelminthes; Cestoda; Diphyllobothriidea; Diphyllobothriidae
Source: the annotation of a GenBank genome assembly